AUGGUUCUGUCGGCGUCGCAGCAAGUCGCCCUGGCGUUCACGGCCGUGCUGUUCACGUUCGUCGUCCUGCCGAAGAUGUUCGGCGUCGGCACGGGGGCCAAGGAGACGAGGCUCGACCCUCGCUACUCCAGGAAAGGUGGUCCCGGCCCGGGCGCGCCAAGAGGUCCGUCGGUCAGCACGGGCGCCCCGAGCUCACGUCAGUCGGCCGAGAGCGUCCAACAGAUGAAGAGGCUGAUGGAGCAGGAGCUGAAGGCCGACAAGUUCAAAUCCGCCAAUAACGGGAAGGGCUACGUCUUCACGCUCAUGCCGCUGUACGCCAUUGGGGUCGGGGUGUUUGCGGCGUACAAGUUUCUGAAGAUCAAGUCUUCGGAUGACCAGGCGCAAAAGGAAAAGUUCGCGAAAGGGGCCAAGAAAUCGGCCGAAGCAGAGAACCAGCUGAGCGAACUGGAACAAAGGCUCGCUCAAACCGAGAGGAUGCUCAAUUCCAUUCUCACCCAGCUCGACCCGCUCACAAACUGUGCCAAAUCUGUGGCCCAGGACCAGAAGAACGAGAUCUUGACCCAGCUCCAGACAAUCCGCUGCCUCAUGAAAAAAAGAGGAAUGGAGUGUCCGCCUUUGAACGAGGCCUGCUUCGAGCAGAGUCUGGACCACCUCAUCGAAACGCUGGGGGCCGACGAGACCUCGCCGCACGCCGACAGGAGCUCGGAAACGGCGGGAGGCGGCGACGUGACAGAAGCGCUCCCGGAAAUAUCGGAGGAGGAAACGGCAGAAGGGAACGGAGACGACAACGACGGUGUGGAGGAAACAGAGGUCGUCGAUGGGGAGGAAGAGGAAGGAGACGAGGAGCUUGAUGUCACGCCUUCGCCGGAGGACCCCAAGCGCGAGGAGGGCGGCCUCAGGCGGCGCAACGUUCCGGAAUGAACUCGCUGCGGGGAGAAGGUUACUGUGUAGGGUUAUUUAUUGUCAAAAAAUUAUUCAGUCAUCGUCUCUCCCCCGUCCCCCACCCCAAAAAUAUCUUUCAAUCACUCAAUACACAGGGCUAGUUGUUUCUGAUAUACCGUAAAAAUGUAAGUGCAGUCAGUCCUCUGUUCUAUAAGCAGUUAUUAAAUGUGGGGGAAAAAAACAAAACAGAUUAGAUGUGCCUUUUCAAAGAUGGGAAAGAACUGAUGAACACAAAAUUCAAGUUUUUUUUUUUUUUUUUUAUUUCCUUGAACUGGAAUUGUAGAUAAGACCAGGUGUCUAUUAUGGCUAAUACAAUUUUAUUUUUAUUCUAUGGAAGCCUUUAUCUUUACUGAUAACGUUUUUCAUAAAAUUUUGAUCACGUUUGAUUUAAAAUAAAUCAAUCAUUUACAAAACAUUUAUAUCUUUAGAGGUAAUUACGCCCCCCUACCCACCCAAAAAAAAUUUGUCUUUAAAGUUCUUUCAAAUAAGUUUGAAAGCCAAGUCUCGCUGCAUGCUUGCCUGCAAAAUGUUAUUGCGUGGUAUCAACUUAAAAAAAAAAAAAAAAAAAAAGUCAACUCACAAUUCAUCUUUAAUAUUGUCACUGUUCUCCAUCCCAGUACUUUACAAUAGUUUGAUACAUCGGAAUUAUAAUUGCUGUCAUUCACUUAUUGUUCCAUUCCUGGAGUUACAUGUAAACAAAAAUCUUUAGUUUUUAUCUUGUUUGAUGCUUAAUUUUAUUUGUAUUAUAUUAUUUUUGCCUUACUUUUCCCCAAUGUCUAUAGAUUGUGGAAGUGGCGUGCUAAAACACCUUUAUAAAGAAAUAAAUGGAUAAAAGAU
Syngnathoides biaculeatus (alligator pipefish) is the source of this 1779-nucleotide messenger RNA. It is a transcript of the gene ccdc107, whose product is annotated as coiled-coil domain containing 107. Gene Ontology annotation, cellular component: intracellular membrane-bounded organelle; neuron projection; neuronal cell body. The transcript is spliced from 6 exons. Gene Ontology annotation, biological process: synaptic transmission, cholinergic; protein localization to cell surface. The record is from RefSeq and is a predicted model, not a curated record. NCBI's taxonomy places the organism in Eukaryota, Metazoa, Chordata, Actinopteri, Syngnathiformes, Syngnathidae. Bases 1 to 921 code for a protein of 306 amino acids.